Molecule: messenger RNA, 3177 nt
Organism: Jaminaea rosea
Lineage: Eukaryota; Fungi; Basidiomycota; Exobasidiomycetes; Microstromatales
Exons: 5
Coding region: 1-3177 (1058 amino acids)
Source: RefSeq, a predicted model, not a curated record
AUGGAUCCUGCCGCCAUGCCGGCUGACGGGCAGAGAAACAUGACUGCCCUCGCGGAGCACUACAUCCACACGCCAGUCCCGCAACACUUCUCCGCGGGCGUCGUCGUAGCAUCUAUAGUCGUCGCCUUCUUGGGAGCAUGGUCCGCCCUGUUGCUUCUGGGUAAGCGCACCUCCUCCAAAGGGGCGCGCAAUAUCGCCCUCCUCUUCCUCGCAGCAAUGGCGCAGUCGGCCGUAGGCAUCUGGGGAAUGCACGGCAUCGGCAUGUUCAGCAUGACAUUGAAGCCCACGCCAGAUGUGGAUUGGCAUGUGGGGUUCAGUGCAGCCUUUACGGCGUUGAGCUUGAUCGUUCCGCUGCUGGCGCUAUGCAUCGCCUUCUUCCUCCUGGACUUUACGACGUUUCGAUAUUGGAGGGCCAUCGUCUCGGGCGUAGCGACGGGGGCUACGAUUGGUUUCAUGCACUACAGCGCAUCGUUCCGGACGCGCAACUUCCAUGUCGAGUACCAGCCAGCCGUCUUGGUCGUCUCGAUCCUUCUCGCAAUGGCCGCCGCAACGGUGGCCUUGACGCUCUUCUUCCGCUUCAAGGCGCACUGGGACGAUGGAUGGUGGAAGCGGGCCUUGUGCGCCUUUGCCCUCGCCGUAGCCGUCUCGUCGAUGCAUUACACGGGCAUGGCAGGCACCAAGUACCGCGUUCGCGCUGAUCUGGUCAACGAGGUCGCAGCCCUCGGACACAGCAACGAGUCGCAAGUCCUCGUAGCCGCGUCCGUGAUGUGCGCCUUCUUCCUGCUCCUCUCCCUCGCCAUCACCCUCGUCGACACCCUCGUCGCCAAGCGCUCCCGCCAGAAUGCGCGCAAAGUCGUCAUUUGCUCGGCGACGUUCAACAAGCAGGGCCAGCUACUGGUGAAAGAGGACGGCACGCUUCCCAUGGUAGUCAUCGAGACGCCUAUGCGGCACAGCGAGGUCCUCACGGCGCUGGACCGCAGACAGAGCACUUUCCAAUGGAUGUACGCCGUCAGCUGGGACUGGGAUAUGGUCAGUGACUUCCUCAAGGCCAUCUCGAUGCGUCUCUUCGCGCUGGAGCACGCCGUCAAGCCUGAGAGAUCGGGGAACGCUUCUACCUUCUGGAGCCGCCUCGUGGAGCGACGCCGCAGCUUGGAUGGGGGUCCGGGCGCACCGGGAAGUCCACAAGCCCUGGCCGACUUUCGCGACCGCUUCAUCGACGCGGCGGGGCAAUUGGCCGUGCAACUCGACGUGCCUUUUCAGCGGAUUGGCGUCCUCUACGACCAGGUGAUGCCUACGGGCACGCGCAGGGCCGCAGAGCAGGCUGCGCGCGAGGCGGGCAUCUCGCUGCAUGGCAGCCAGACGACGAGCAGCGAGGACGCUUCCGAAUCGGGCGUGUAUCGUCGACCGCCGUCCAUCUUUGCCGAGGGUGAAAAAGAGAACGAGGGGGCCAUGCUCUUCCUUGUGCGACGCAUGUCAGAUGAUGCGACGUCGCGCGAGUCGGAGGAGCGCUACCUGCAGCGCGGGUAUCGCAUGACGGAUGUGCGCUUCUUGGGGAGCCACCUUGCAAACCAUUACGCGGUGCAGAAGAAGGACAUGGAGGCAUGGCUGGGGCGACUCAAGAUGUACGCGCGGAGAGGGACCAGGCCGGUGGUGCAGCCAGGUCCGGCUGUUUACGUGGGGCUGUUCGGCGUGCGAGCAUCGACGACGCAGUACGGCGGGCUCGAAGCCCUGGUGUACGGGUUUGCCCGCCACCAGAUCCCGGCGUACCGCCUUCCGAAAGUCGAGGGAAUAACGCCGCAGAUCCGUUACUGGGUCAAGCUGCUGGAUCGCAUGACCCUCGAGGACGCCACGGAGACGUGCCACCGCGAAGCCAACAAGGCGAGCGAGCGCCUGAAAUCCCUCUCUGCCGUUCGCUCUUCUCGCGAGGCCUUGCGCGGCGCUCGCGACGACGAUGAGGAGGACGAGGAGCGCAACCUCGCGGCGGAGAGCGACUCGCUCGACACGAUGGCCUCGUUCCAGCGAGCGUUGGGCGUUGCGCUUGAGGCGCUCGAGAACAGCAUGCGUUUCUACCCUCAACUCAAGUCUACGGCGCGUCUCUCGGCGGAUAUCCUCGAGGUGCCCUCGAGUCUCGACGGUAGUACGGACCCGGCGCAGAUGAUCGUCGUGCAGGCGGUGUUACCCGAUGAGAGGGCGGACCUGCAACGCGGCGAUGGUGCACACCCGUUGAUCGAUGCGAGUCAAGCAAUCCCCACGGACCAGGUCAGCCCGAACGUACCCUUCGUCUACGUCCCUUACUCGCUUUUCAGCAAGGCGCAGAUGAUGCUGAUCCGGGGCAGGCAGGCGGAACAGUUUGAGCGAAGCGUCGCCUCCGAGUUGCGGGCCAGAUAUCCGGGCGUAUGCGGCGUGCCCGGCAUCAGCGAGGAGGGCGAGGCGAGGUGGUCAUACGAUGACGAUGUCGACGUCGAGAAGGGGACGCACAGCCCUGCCGCUUCGCCGAUGACGGCGAGGUUUGCUUCUUUGCUGCACCCGCGUAGCCCCUCACGAAGGAAGGUAGAGGAUAUCGAGGCCGUAGAGAUGAUGAGCACACCGCACUCGCCCGUUUCCAUGAAGCGGGCCCUCUCGACGGACAGCAUGGCGGGUGCAGCGAUACGAGGGCAGUCCAGCGUAGACUGGACAACUGUACAGACGCUGGAGCGUGGAGGGAGAUCGCGAGGGUCAACAGGCGCAUCUACAACGACGUGUGGCGAGAGGCCGACGAGUGCGGGCAACGGGUCGUUGGGGAUCCGACGUUUCCUCGGCGGCGGCGCGGAGGGCCAGCCGGCCGCAGCUCCUCCCGCCUCGCCGCGACACCAACGCAGCGCGUCGAUCGGGGCAGUCCUCUCGCAGGACGAAGGGGCAGCUCUAACCAGCCUGCCCCGUCGGGUGAGCGUGCGUCGACAACGUAGCGUCUCGGCCGCCAACACGGCCACGGCUCCGGUCCCGACUGCCGUCGCGCCGAUCCAGCGUCUACGCCCUCGUGUGCCCGACGUUGAACCACGGCGAGCGCCGCAGCAUCGCUUUGCGGCGGCAGAGUCUGCUGCGAGCGGGAGCAACGGGAGUGACGAUUGGAUGGCGAGGCGAUUGAGCGAGAUCGAGCGGGCUCCAGGUGGGAGCGCGCUGCUUGGCGUGGACUGGUAG